AUGAGAUCAAUAAAUAAUUCGAUAGAUACUCCAUCUAUAAAAGUUAAAUUUAAUCAUAGUGAUAAAGUUGAUGAAAUGAAAACGACGAAAACCAUGAAAAAGAGGGAUGUUUAACCUGAAUUAUCAAUAGUUUGGGAAUAUUACAUGUAUAUGAUAAUGUCUUUGUUGGUUGAGAUUAUCGUGUUGAUUUUCAACAACUAGACCAAAAUUCUCAACACGACUCGACUGAUUGUAUUUAUUCUUAUUUUUAUGGGUUCACUCAUUUACAUAAAGAAAAUACAGUAAAAUUAAUUAUUGUGCUUGAUAUGUUUGAUUAAAAUAUUUUAGACUUCAACCAUUUGUUUAAACGAUGAGGUUUAUUUGAUUGCUAUCCUACCACUUGUAUACGAUUAAAUAGUUAAAAACAAUAAAGUUGCAAUUAAAUUGAAAGUGCUUGAAAAAAUAUUGAUGAAAGUCAUAGGUGUAAGUUUAAUCUCUAUUUUUUCAAAAUAACCGAUAGCAAUAACUAUAAAUUUAUGUUUGGUGAUAUUGGAAAUGUAUAGAAAUCGUCUGGUUUUCAAGAAAAGAGAGGAGAGUCAAUCCUUAAUAAAUCAUAAGAAACCUCUGGAUUAUGAGUAAGUCUCUCACAGUGUCACUUAGAGAGUAGAAAAUAACUAAAGGGAAGAUGUAUGGAAGAAACGAUUUUAUGCGAUCCCAUUAUCAAUUUUGUUGAUAUCCAAAGAGACUUUAAAAAUUACAUAUAAAAACAAGACUCUAUUCAAAUAGUUUUGCGAUAGUUUCAUCAACGAGGAAGAAUUGGAAGACCUUAUAUUAAAUAAACUGCAUUUUUCACUCCUAUCGGAUCACCAAGAAUUCGUAUAAUUGUCAUCUACAAAUAUUAUAAAAUUAAAAUAAAAAAAGUCGAAUUCAUCGAACCUUUUUAAUUAGAAAUCUUGUAUGACCUAAUUGAGUUCUUAUGAUUUGAUGCAGAAGAGAUCGCUAAUAGAAAUCUUGACUUCGAUCAAAAGCGAAACCUAUAAUUUGUAAAAGGACGUUAUCGAGUUAUUUUGUCAGUAAACAGAAAUAUCUGGAGCAAAGUAUUAAUUAGAGGCCAAAAUAAUAUUGUCUGAUAAGGAUGAAGAAUUCUUUGUGACGAUAAAUGACACAUCAAAAUAAAAUGAAAUCCAGUAAUUCAUAGUAAAGGAAGAAUUUAAAAGCAAAAUUAUAGAAUCAUUUUCUCAUGAAUUACGAACUCCAUUAAAUAGUGCCAUUAACUUUUUGUAAGCCUCAAUAGCUGAUAGCACCAUCGAUGAUAAAUUGAAACUUCAAACCCUUGAGCCAGCAGUCUAUUCAUUAAAAUUAUAAUCAUACUUAAUCAAUGACAUCCUUGAUUAUUAACGUUAUAAUGCAAAUCAAUUGGAACUCUAUGUAACUGAAUUUUCGGUACAAGAUUUCCUCAGUGAUUUAACUUCCCUUUUUAGUAUUUAAUUUGAUAUGAAGAAGAUAGCCUUCAAUUUAGAUUUAUCAAAGAAUAGUUUACUUUAUUUUAGUACUGACCAAACAAAACUAACUUAAAUAUUAGUCAAUCUCCUCUAAAAUUCACUCAAAUACACAUCUAGUGGUGUGAUACAAUUAAAAUUUAGUAGUAAACCAAAUGAUAUAGUGAAAAUUGUUGUUCAGGAUUCUGGAUUAGGAAUUGCUCCCAAUGUGUUAGAAUAAGUCAGAGUCACUCUUAAGAAUGUUGAAGAGAGCAAGGAUUUUUAAACCUUUAAAGAAUGGAAAGGGUUUGGUUUGUUGAUAGUUGCCUUAUUGCAUCAAACCCUGUGUCCUCCAUCAUAAAAGUAAAUUCAAAUUGAAUCAACUGGAUUCAAUAAGGGUACGAAGAUCAAAUUCUACAUUUUAAAUUUUAAUUACAGUUCGAAACAAAAUACUAUCAAACAAUCAUUAAGUGCAAAGAAUACGCUCAGACAAUCCUAAAGUGUUAAGAAAUCUCUAAAAUCUAUUCUCUUAGUUAGAUAUUGGCAAUGA
Paramecium tetraurelia is the source of this 2007-nucleotide messenger RNA. RefSeq lists its product as uncharacterized. Gene Ontology annotation, biological process: signal transduction. Lineage: Eukaryota; Ciliophora; Oligohymenophorea; Peniculida; Parameciidae. The record is from RefSeq and is a predicted model, not a curated record. Gene Ontology annotation, molecular function: phosphorelay sensor kinase activity. The transcript has 2 exons.